AGUCGAUCCACCCAGUCACCGCCUGUGAAAUCCUUAAUUAAUCAUCAAUGUGUCUCAUUUAAACAAUGAUAUCAGAAGCAUCGAGCAAACGGAGUAAUCUAACGAACAGUGAGAAUCAAAUCGACAAUAAAUCGAGUGUGUUUGAAUAAAAGUGUAUCGAGGAUAGAAAUAGAUCAUUGUCAAGGACCAAGGAUAUCGUACACAUAUUUAUUCGGAUUUUACAGGAUUCUGAUUGAUGGAAGAUACUGGAGGAAUCUAAUUCAAGGUCUUCGAAAUCAGGGAUUAAUUUUCGUUGAUACGUGGGCCGAUUUGGGGUUAAUUAGUCAGGAUGAUAUCAGGAUCAAGGAUUGCUUGUGUGGUGCUGGUUGGACUGUUAGCCGGUGAGCUGGUGUCCUGUCAGAAGAAUGAUCCUGUAUUGAACGAACCUGAUUUCGAAACUCCCGAAUACAUAUUACCCUGCAAUAGGUCGGAUCCAAAGGUAGAAUCAUGCUUCCAGAAGACUUUGAAUCACCUGCAACCAUACUUGCUGAAAGGUAUUCCUGAGUUGGACCUACCCCCGAUCGAACCCUUAAUCAUCCCCGAGCUUGGAAUGGAAAAUGGGCAAGGAGCUGUUCGCGUCAGAGCUUUGUUUUCCAAUAUCACGGUCAUAGGGGCAGGAAAUUAUUCAAUUAUCAAGACGAGGGUAGAUAUUCCGUCGUAUAGGAUUGACCUUCACCUAGGGUUCCCGAAAAUCGAGCUUCAGGGUCGUUACGAGGUGGUAGGGAACGUAUUACUUUUCCCCAUUCAAAGCCAUGGCGAUUUUUGGGCACUUUUUGGUGAUGUACUCGCUAUUGCAAGAAUUCAAGGAGCAGAAGAAAUAAGAGACGGUGUUCGUUACUUGAAAGUGGCAAAGAUGCUGGUCGAUUUUAGUCUUGGACGUGCAAGAUUCCGUGUCGUCGACGAAUUAAACGGGGAAAAUGUGAUAGGUCAAGCGAUGAAUCAAUUUCUAAAUCAAAAUGCUAAAGAGAUCAUCGAAGAGAUGAGACCGGCUGCCAGUGCGAGCAUUGCGAAACACUUCAAAGAUUUCCUUGGAAAGGCUUUGAUCAAGAUACCAUUGAAAGUUUGGCUCCAUGACACGUAGCUUAUUUUGACUGCUUCUCUAAAUAGACGAUAUUUUCGAGAAAUAGCAUUGUUUUGUAAUUAAGACGUGUUUUCAUCAGGCUGACAAUGAGUGAUCGAAAUCGAAGAAUGUUGCGAAAUGGUUUAAGAACUGUGAUGAUUUUAACACCUCGACGACAGUUUAUUGAGAUUAUUAAUUACUGUGGAUAUUGUCUGUAUUAAAGACUCUUCAACCCUUUUGUUAUUAUUGUUGAAAAUUUCAUUGUAACAUGUUGCAAAUAAAAUUCAAUCGUAACGAAA
Osmia bicornis bicornis is the source of this 1398-nucleotide messenger RNA. RefSeq lists its product as uncharacterized. The record is from RefSeq and is a predicted model, not a curated record. NCBI's taxonomy places the organism in Eukaryota, Metazoa, Arthropoda, Insecta, Hymenoptera, Megachilidae. Bases 329 to 1120 code for a protein of 263 amino acids. The transcript is spliced from 4 exons.